This is a messenger RNA of Leptosia nina, 1362 nucleotides long. Lineage: Eukaryota; Metazoa; Arthropoda; Insecta; Lepidoptera; Pieridae. The record is from the annotation of a GenBank genome assembly.
AUGACAAUGCGAUUCAAGCCCCCAGAGUUGCAAUCCUUUAAUUGGAUUUUUAAUGCAUCACCAUGUUUUCCUAUAUGUGCUUCCAAAGUUAAUAUAAUAACAGAUCCUAAACAGUUUUAUGACACUUUGUACGAAAGAUUUCGUCGUGCAAAACGAAGAGUAUCAAUAGCUAGUCUUUAUAUUGGAACAGGCGAACUUGAAAACAAGCUAAUUCGAGCAACAAUUGAUAAUGUAAUGAAGGUGGAGAAGCUUAGUUUUAAUAUUCUACUAGAUUAUCAAAGAGGAACUCGCGGCAAAAUUAAUUCGAAAACGUUAUUCGAGCAGUUUUCGAGAGGCCUAAAUAAUAAAUGUAGUUUAGCAUUGUACCAAACCCCACGGCUACAGGGCAACUGGUCAAAGGCACUUCCAUCUCGGUAUAAUGAGAUAGUCGGUCUUCAGCACAUGAAGUUAUAUAUAUCAGAUGACACAGUAAUAUUGAGUGGCGCUAAUUGUUCAAAUGAUUAUUUCCAAAAAAGACAAGAUCGUUACAUUGAAAUAGAUGACUCAGAUCUUGCCGAUUUUUAUUGUGAGCUAAUAGAUGAGGUUACUAAGUUUAGUAUGAAUGAGCACAAUGAUUAUUCACAUACUUUGCCAAAAGAAGUAAUGAUCAAGAGUCUUAACAACAAUGUCAAUGAUUUAAUAAACAAGUGGAGGGAACAGCAAAAUACAAAGUUAUCUUUACAAAAUGCAGACGAAAAAGAUACAUGGAUUUUUCCAUUAAUACAAAUGGGUGAAUUUGGCAUAAAGCAAGAUGAACAUGUCACUUGUUCCAUCCUCAAGACAGCUCCAAGAGGUGGUUAUAUAAGACUUGCCACUGGAUAUUUCAAUUUAACAGAAACAUAUUCAAAAACAUUGCUACAACUUUGCAAAUCUAAUAUUAGCUUAUUGAUGGCACAUCCCAAUGCAAAUGGAUUUAUGGGUGCUGCUGGUCCAGCCGGUGGUAUUCCUCAUGCAUAUUCUUUAAUAGCAAGAGAAUUUUGGCAGCAAGUAAUUGAAUACAAUCAAAAAAGCCGAGUUCAGAUGCUGGAAUAUGAACGCCCAGGGUGGACUUUUCAUGCUAAGGGAUUAUGGUAUUACCCAGCUGGAAAUGAUGUUCCAUGGUUAACAGUGGUGGGUUCUGCAAACCUUGGUGAACGUAGUGUGAAGAGAGAUUUGGAAGCACAAGCUGCGAUAUUUACGUCAUCACCAGAUUUGCAAAGGCGUCUUCACGACGAAUGUGCGAGACUACACAGUUAUGCGUCGGAGUGCAGCUGUAAUUUGCAAGGUCGACAAGUGCCCCUCUGGGUGCAAGCGACAGUUGGACUUUUCAGGACUUACUUCUAG